Molecule: messenger RNA, 1468 nt
Organism: Python bivittatus (Burmese python)
Lineage: Eukaryota; Metazoa; Chordata; Lepidosauria; Squamata; Pythonidae
Gene: DCAKD
Product: dephospho-CoA kinase domain containing
Biological process (GO): coenzyme A biosynthetic process
Molecular function (GO): dephospho-CoA kinase activity; ATP binding
Source: RefSeq, a predicted model, not a curated record
CGUUUCGAAAUAGGGGAAGUGCUCGAAUGAGACUUCAGGGCAUCGAACGCGGGCUGGAAGGGCUGCCACAGUAUUCCUUCUUCUCUUGCAUGGGAGAAUAAGUUUUCUUCCAGGUUCUGGGCAAGAUGUUUUUGGUGGGAUUGUCAGGUGGCAUUGCAUCAGGGAAAAGUACAGUAGCAGCUCUGUUGCAGGAAUUGGGCUGUGUUGUUAUUGAUGCUGAUGUUAUAGCUCGUCAAGUGGUCCAGCCAUGCUUCCAGGCAUAUCAACGUAUUGUGCAUUCCUUUGGUCCAGAAAUUCUCUUGGAGAAUGGUGAGAUCAACCGUGAAGCUCUAGGAAGUAUAAUUUUUUCCCAGCCAGAAAAACGUAAGCUGCUAAACUCCAUCACUCAUCCUGAGAUCCAGAAGGAGAUGUUAAAACAGAUCUUGAAAUACUUUGUGUUGGGCUACCGAUAUGUGAUUCUGGAUAUCCCUCUCCUCUUCGAAACCAAAAUGCUGAGCAAGUUUAUGAAGCACACAGUUGUUGUGUAUUGUGACCCACAAGCUCAGCUGUCUCGCCUGAUGCACAGGAAUGGGCUGACUCAGACAGAGGCAGAAGCACGCAUUGCUGCCCAGAUGCCCCUUGCUCAGAAGGUCAAGCUGGCUGACCAUGUCAUUGACAACUCAGGAGACGCUGAGGCCACCAAGAGACAGGUCCUGGAAUUGCAUGCAGCUUUGGAGGACUCCUUGGACUUCCUUAUAGUGCGCUUAUUGGCUGUUGCAGCAACAGCAGGAGUUGGAGGCUUGGUGUACUUUCUGAUACAGAAGCUUGUGUGAGAGAGUGUCCUUUCUUUAUCAAAGAGGACAGAGGAAAUCUAGACCUUUAAUUGGCUUUGCUAUCUGAAUGCAAAACACUCAAAAAUUCAAGCAACAGUCUCGUUAAAGCCUUUCUGAUUUUUUUCUCUAAAAAUCUCAGUGGAAAGAGGCUGAAUCUGAAGUGAUUCUUUGCCUUUUUCCCCCUCUUUCAAAGUGCUUGCACAAAAGAUUGAUUAUGAGUGAAGAUGGAAUUUGGGUGGGGACUUGGAUUAGUAAGUGGAGGCAGAACUUUUGGCCUGCUAGGUUGAGAGGCAGUGAUUGGGGAGCUAAAUGAAUUGAACAAGCGAAGUAUCAAAGUGCUCUUCUCAUAUUAAUUUUUGGCAUGAGAAUAGCUACAACAGUGCUUUUUUUUGGGGGGGGGAACCUUAUCCUUCAGAUGGAUGACAUCUACUGACCAUCUCUUAGAAAUGUUUACUUUGGUGGCUUCUUCAAGGAUGUAGUCAGCAUAAAAUACUAAUUCUACCAGAAUGGGUGAGAAGCACAUGGUACCAAAACACCACCUACAAGGAAAUGAGGAAUCAAACCUGUAGACUUUCAGUAGGACAUUGUGCUGCUUCAUAUUGUUUAAUGUCAUUUUAUUAAAAAGACUAAUGUAACCCAGUGUUAUAUAACCAGCA